AUGAAGACAGACAAGGCCUUGUAUUUUCUUUUUGCAUUGAAAACAAGUUUGCAGUCAUUCGUGUUCUCUUCUUUGAUUCUCAUGUCUUGGUUCUUUUGUAUCAAACCGGUCACCAAUAUUCAUUUGGUGACAAGUACACUUGCUACUUUUGUAUAUGCCACGGGGCUGUGGAUGUUCAAGAUUUUGGUCUUGAAGGCAUUGGAUUGUCGUUUUAAUGACAAGAAUCACUUUCAGAAACUACAAAAUAUGAUCUCUCAUGAGUACAUUCUUCAGUCACUACUGAGAGAAUCUAAGUAUCCUACUAACAGUGCUAAAUUUAAAAUGAUCAGAGGAGCAUUUAGUACUAUGCGGCUUCUUGUGUGUACAAGGGUACAUACCAUUUGUGAUGCACUAGAGAAGAGUACUAAUGAAGAGGAGCAUCAAGUCGAAAAAGUUAUUAAUAUGGUUUACAAGAAUUUAACAAACAAUGAGCUUAGGGAUAUACAAGAGACAGAUCUUUUAAGGGUCAUGAAGAAAGAGGACAUAGCUGAUUUUCUUCGACUGCUGGAAGGACCUGCGGAAACAAAAAGCAUUAGUCAAGCAUCUCUUAGAAAAUGGAUGGUCAACAUUUACAAGGAGCGGACACUUGUUGUCCAUCUCUUAAACAAUACAAGCAAUAUCAUAGAGCAGCUGAACAUAAUCAUCUCAGUGAAACUAUCAUUCUUGGCAGCUAUUACAUGGUGUCACUUAAUGGGGUUUCGAGCAACAACAUUUCCCCUGUACAUCACUUCUCAUCUAUUGUUCAUACUUAUCUUUGGUGUUUUUUGUUGCAAAACAAUUUGCCAAGGAAUUAAGCUUGCUAUCUUGAUGCACCCGUUUAAUAUAGGCGACCACUGUAUCAUUGACAAUGAGCAGUUGGUGGUUGAAGAGAUAGGGCUUAUCAGUACAGUUUUCUUGAAGAAUAACAAUGAGAAAGUGAUUUGUCUUAAUUCUGUAUUGCUCACCAAAUCUAUUAGCAAUUUAAACCGGACCUCUGACUUGAGGGUUGCUUUGGAGCUUCUUGUCAGUGGUACAACUUCCUCAGAGACGAUAUCAGCUCUGAAGCGUCAGAUAGAUGAGCUACUUGGGAGUAAACCUGAAAUUUGGUGUUCUGAUCACCGUUUGGACCUUAAAGGAAUAGACAAUGUGACACAUAAAUAUAAACUCAAGAUCACUCAUGCAAGAAAUUUUCAGAACUAUACCGAGACGAGCUGUCAGAGAUCUGAGAUUCUUCUUAAGCUGAGAAAGCUUAUGAAAGAGCUUAAUAUUAAGAGUUUUACCAUUCAAUAA
This is a messenger RNA of Daucus carota subsp. sativus, 1308 nucleotides long. Its product is annotated as mechanosensitive ion channel protein 10-like. The record is from RefSeq and is a predicted model, not a curated record. Gene Ontology annotation, cellular component: plasma membrane. Bases 1 to 1308 code for a protein of 435 amino acids. NCBI's taxonomy places the organism in Eukaryota, Viridiplantae, Streptophyta, Magnoliopsida, Apiales, Apiaceae. The transcript has 5 exons. Gene Ontology annotation, molecular function: mechanosensitive monoatomic ion channel activity. Gene Ontology annotation, biological process: transmembrane transport; detection of mechanical stimulus; monoatomic anion transport.